GAAUGUUCGCUCUCUUUUCAGGGCUCUGUUACACGUAGCAGAGUGACUUGGCUAACGCUUUCUUACUUUCAUGUGGGCCUCGUUUGUUCACUCAGUCCGGAACAGGAAGGCCCCGGAGGGGUUGGGGCGAGUGUGUGUGUGUGUGUGUGUGUGUGCGUGUGUGCGUGCAUGUGAGACAGUUGGCAAGCUGAAACAAGAUACCCAUGUGCCAUAUUUCUGAGGAUCCUCUGCUCAGCCCAUGCCUGUCAUUUCAAGUUGUGUUUUUAUUCGCUCGAGUCUCACUUUGAUAAGCUGUCUGUGAUUGCUGCGUCGAAGGUCUGAAGGAACAGAGGAAUGCGUUCAGAAAGUCUUGAUUUACGUGAGCUACAGUUUUGGAGUUUUGGAUGUAACAGUGCUAGGUGUUGUGUUGUGUUUGGUGGAAUAAAGAGAUUAAGUCAUUGUUAAAGCUCUGCGCUGUGGAGGAUGGUGACUUGGCGUUUGAACGAGCGCAGGUUUAGCAGCUGAUGUGAUCGCAUCUAAUCUCUUUUUACAGUUGUCAACAUGUUCAUGAAACCCAUCGGGAUACACAUUUUAACCUCACCGUGCCUGUCAGCGAACUGACACUUGGUCAACUUUGUGAGGAAUGUCUCUUUAAGGACGGAGGAGGGGACGUGGAAAGCAUUCCUUUAGUUUCAAAAGUGGAGGAGAAGAAAAAAAAAAAAGCUUAUCCCACAAAUGCGGUUGACCUUUGAGUUGUAGCCUGAAAACCCGUCGUCCUGGCUGGAAACCAGAGCCGCAGCCAGAGCUAUGAACUGGUCAAGUGUGUGACCUGUCAAGGGUCCUCGGGAGGGUUUCCUUCUCUGGGCUCGUGAAUAAAGGCUACAUCCUUGGAGCUAGGCCCUCUGUCGCUCCGACAAAGGAGGAGCCAAACUCUCAAAGACCUUCAUUUAUUGCCGACCCCUUUUAUUCUCAUCCUUUUUUUUUUUUUCUUUCCCUCAAAUGAAAUUAGAUGCCUUGCAGGAGUUAAGGAGGAGUAGAGACCUUGGAAACCUGGCUUUGCCACUUCUAGAUGCGUGUUAUGUUCUGUGAUUGAUUCACAAUAAACUGAUGUAUUGACGCACAGUCGGUUUGGAAACGAAGAAAGUGGAAGAGGCCGACUCUUUUAAUUAGGAUUUGAGGAACAGUUGAGACUUGCAAGGCAUAUUUAAACGUUUUCACGUGUUAGAUGAAUCUCUUGCCGCCGGUCUCUAAGAAUGGGUCUGUGUCCUUCGGGGGUACGUGGUUGUUACUGAAGGGGCUUGAGGCACAUACUAACAAUCGCCAUGAGAGCCUGUCCCUUCUGUGGUAUAGACCAACUCCCUCUGGCUUGGGUUUCUUGUUACAUUAGGUCUGUUCACAGUUUCAUCAUAAACAAAGCCCAGUGCAACGGUCGUGACCACGUUGGAGUGAAAUCUUAAAUAUCUCCUGAAGGACCGAGGUGCGGGGUAAUGUUAGCUAAAUGGCCCUAUGUGUCGCCGUGAAUAUCAACUUGUGCUCGGUGGAGAGGAGUGUUGCCAUGGCGAUCGUUGCCAUUCGGUCCCUUGGAACAUAAAGAACAUUUUCAGGCUCCGAUUGCCACAGAUAAUAUGGAAAGGACCCGAACUUCAUACCACAAAGUCAGAGAUGUGGCGAAAUGAAAUGAAAACAAUAACAGUGGAAACCAGCAGAGUCCCUAUUGACAGGUCCUCGGGGACCCGGGUGCCUUAGUCUGGCUGAGGAGGAGAUAAAGACCGAGUCUGAUGUGGUAGAGGGGAUGGAUGCAUCUGUGCGAUCCAAAGUCCCUGAUCCACCAGGGUCGGCCGAACGGUCGGCAGUACCACAGAAGCGAAAGGUCUCGAGUCCCACGCAUUCCCCCAAUGGACACUCUCCCUCAGACACGUCCCCGAGCCCUCUCAAGAAGAAGAAGAAGCCGGGGGCCGUGAGCUAUAACAACAAGGACCAGUCAGAGCUAAGACAUGGUCCCUUUUACUAUAUGAAGCAGCCAGCACUCACCACAGACCCUGUUGAUGUUGUACCGCAGGACGGCAGGAAUGACUUCUACUGCUGGCUGUGCCACCGCGAGGGCCAGGUGCUCUGCUGUGAGCUCUGCCCCAGGGUGUACCACGCCAAGUGCCUCAAACUACCAGCCGAGCCCGAGGGCGACUGGUUCUGUCCAGAGUGUGAGAAAAUAACAGUUGCUGAAUGCAUUGAAACCCAGAGCAAGGCGAUGACGAUGCUGACAAUAGACCAGCUCUCCUAUUUGCUGAAAUUUGCACUCCAAAAGAUUAAACAGCCUGGGACUGAGCCGUUUCAGAAGCCAGUGUCUCUGGAACAACACCCGGAUUAUGCGGAGUACAUCUUCCAUCCCAUGGACUUGUGUACUUUAGAGAAGAAUGUCAAAAAGAAAAUGUACGGCUGCACUGAAGCUUUUCUGGCUGAUAUGAAAUGGAUCUUACACAACUGCAUCAUUUACAACGGAGGUAAUCAUAAAUUAACUGCGACUGCAAAGGUUAUUGUCAAGAUCUGUGAGCAUGAGAUGAAUGAGAUUGAGGUGUGUCCAGAAUGCUACCUGUCUUCAUGCCAGAAAAGGGACAACUGGUUCUGUGAGCCAUGUAGUCAACCCCACCCCCUGGUCUGGGCUAAGCUGAAGGGCUUUCCUUUCUGGCCAGCAAAAGCACUUCGCGAGAAAGAUGGACAAGUAGAUGCACGCUUUUUUGGGCAACACGACAGGGCCUGGGUACCCAUCAAUAACUGCUACCUCAUGUCCAAAGAGAUCCCUUUCUCUGUGAAGAAAACUAAAAGCAUCUUCAACAGCGCCAUGCAAGAGAUGGAGGUAUAUGUGGAAAACAUUCGCAAGAAAUUUGGGGUCUUCAACUACGCGCCCUUCCGCACUCCCUACACACCCAACAACCAGCUGCAGAUGCUCCUGGACCCCUCCAACCCCAGUGCUGGGACGGUCAAGACGGAGAAACCAGAUAAACUUCGCUUCAGCUUCGAUAUAACUGCGUCUCCUAAGAUGGUCCUCAGUAAGAGCUCUACACCCAGUGGUAUGAGCCGGCGGGUGUCUAUGACAGACAUGCCUCGGUCUCCCAUGAGCACAAACUCCUCGGUUCACACAGGGUCGGAUGGGGAGCAAGACAUGGAAAAGCCCAGCAGGAAUCCUGCCUUCCACUACAGCACUGGGGAAGAAUCUAUGGACUGUACCGCGUCUCCUGUUUCGGGGAAGAUGGGUCCUGGGGGGAGUGUGACGAGCAGCCCGAAGCCUUUUAACCCUGGACUGGUGCCCAAGCAGGAGAGGAAUGCAGGAACAGGCGGCAUCCUCAAUCUGAACCUGGAUCGAGUGAAGGCUGAAAUGGAUCUGAAGGAGCUGAGUGAGACCGUGCAGCAGAAGCAGCAACAACAGGGAGCGCCAGCUGCCCUCUCUACCCCAAAGAGACCCAUCAGGAGUCUGGACAAGACUAUAGAAAGCUGCAAAGCACAGCUCGGGAUUGAUGAGAUUUCCGAUGACGUGUAUAAAGACGUGGAUCACAGUGAUUCCGAGGAAUCGGACUCUAGCGACAGCGAGUACCUCAGCGAUGAGGAACACAAGCCAAAGAGCUCCUCACAGGACGACAAGGACAAAGCAGAGAGGAAAGUGUCCAAAGCGAGCACGGAUGGAGAGAAUAAGGAGGGAGUUGCGGGGACUGGGGAUAAAGCCACCCCUGAACCCUUGAUCAAAGAGAAGCAAGGCAGCAAUGGGUCAGACAGGGACCUCCAGGACAAGCCUCGGACGCCCCAAUCUCAACCCCUCACGGACAAGUCCAAAGCUCCGGAGGAGGGCAAAGCAGCUGCUGCUGCUGCUACGUCGGCUGCUGAGCAAGACUCUGAUUCUGAACGGGAGCUGGUGAUUGACCUGGGGGAUGAACACGGAGGCCGAGACUCAAAGAGGGCAAGAAGAGAGCUGGGGACUUCUGGUGUCAAGACUCUCAAAGAGUCUACUGUCAAGUUGGAGGGUAAACUGCCUUCAUCUGCUGCAUCCGUCCCAACUGCACGUGAAGUGGUCUCCAACCUGAAGGAGUCCUUGCAACCCUCGAUCACAGCGGCACUCAACCUGGUUUCCACUGCAGCCUCUGGUCAGACCAGCGCCGCCACAGUUACCAGCGCGUCGACCAGUGCCCCCUCCCCUGUCUCCACAACGUCCCCAGCACCCGCAGCUGUAAAGAAACAGCGCCCCCUACUGCCUAAAGAGACGGCUCAGGCCGUGCAGAGGGCAGUGGUGUGGAAUCCGACCAAGUUUCAGACGUCCUCUCAGAAGUGGCACAUGCAGAAGGUGCAGAGGCAGCAGCAGCAGCACGGAGAGCAGUCAGCUGUGCAGACACAGGCCCAGAGUCAGGGGCAGACACGCAGCCCUCAGCAGCUACAGGCGCAGCAGCAGAACUCCUCGAGCACCCGCUAUCAGACUAGACAAGCAGCCAAGGGGCAACAAAAAGACCCAUCACAGAAUGCGUCCUCAUCAACAGCAUCCCAGGCCACGUCCGGUAGUUCUUAUAUGUCAGGAGACUUGCAGAUCCCGACUGUCUCAGCAGACGUAGCUGCAGAUAUAGCCAAAUACACAAACAAAAUUAUGGACACAAUAAAAGGGACGAUGACUGAAAUCUACAAUGAUCUUUCCAAAAGCACAUCAGGAAAUACAAUUUCCGAGAUUCGACGGUUAAGGAUAGAGAUUGAGAAGCUCCAGUGGCUGCAUCAGCAAGAGCUGUCAGAAAUGAAACACAAUCUGGAACUGACAAUGGCAGAGAUGAGGCAGAGCCUGGAGCAGGAAAGAGAACGACUGGUGGCUGAGGUGAAAAAGCAGAUGGAGUUGGAGAAGCAGCAGGCGGUGGAUGAGACCAAAAAGAAACAGUGGUGCGCCAACUGCAGAAAGGAGGCCAUCUUCUACUGCUGCUGGAAUACCAGUUACUGUGAUUACCCCUGCCAGCAAGCCCACUGGCCAGAGCACAUGAAGUCCUGCACACAGUCAGCCACGGCAUCACAACAGGAACCAGAGGCUGAACCCAACUCGGAUCCAUCAGCCAAAUCAUCCGGCCUUUCUCCUGCAACACAGACACUGCCUCCGGGCGCAGGAUCCAUAUCAGACAAAAGCAACUCUCCCACAUACAUGGACAAAAACAAGGACAAUGCUGGUGUUACUGUGACCUAACUAAUACACUACAUGCACAAUUUGUAGCUUCAAAACAUGGUGCUUAAAGGCCUCUGUGACAAAUCACCUAGGUUUUAUUCUUUCGCGUAUGUACAUCUCUUCGCUGGACACGUUUUGGUUCACCCCCAUUCUCAGUUUUAACAUCUGUGUAAAGGUGGAUUCACCAUGUGAAAGUAGUCUGUCUUGAGAAAGAAAAUGUGAGUCUGUAUGUUUUUCAUACUGUAGUAUAUGUUAAGAGUUCUGUUACUACUUUUUUUCUGCUCUGAUCAUGAUUGUAUCAACCCACAGAAUAUUUUCUACAUUUUACCACUUUCAAUGCUGCUUCUAAGUACUUCAUGACUGUUUUAUUUUGUUGAUUGUUCUCCAUAUUGAGAGACAAAACAUAGAAACAGCCAUAAACCUUUGAUUCACAUUUAUCAAGGUGCCAUCAGAGAUAUUUUGAGUUAUGCAAGUUUCAUAUUUGGUUUAAAAUAAUAUAUACUUCAUGUCAAUGAGGUGGUUUGAGUAAUGCAAGUUUAAAAAUUAGGUUACAACCAUGUACUCUUCAUGUCAACGGUGGCAUUUCAGUCUCAUACCAGUUUUGUAUUGUAGAUCCACAUUGUAUAAGCCUACAUUAAAAAUAUCGGAUUUAUUAAAAAGAACUAAAAAAAAAAAUUUAAACUGUACAAAGUUUUUGUAAGAAGAUACCUGGACAAUAUUUAUAGUGUUAUAUGUUUUUAUAGUAUGUUUAUUGAAAUCACAUUUUUAUGUGUCUAAAAAAAAAAGUUAUUUGAAAAUAAAUCACUUAACGUGAAUGACCUGCUUGGAGCAAAAUCUGUUUUAAUCAGUUUUACCCAAAAAAGUGAUGUAAGUCCUGUUCAGAUUGGGUAGACGUACAUAGAAACUGCAUUUUGGCUGAAUAUUAUUUCCUGUAAGCAUGUCUGUUUUGAGAUUGUGUCUCGUUCUUGUUUACAUAUUGUACAUACGAUAAAUGGUAUCGUGAAGAAAAAAUAAAACUGCUCUUAUUAA
This is a messenger RNA of Mugil cephalus (flathead mullet), 6184 nucleotides long. Its product is annotated as protein kinase C-binding protein 1-like. NCBI's taxonomy places the organism in Eukaryota, Metazoa, Chordata, Actinopteri, Mugiliformes, Mugilidae. The transcript has 20 exons. Bases 1772 to 5176 code for a protein of 1134 amino acids. Gene Ontology annotation, molecular function: protein binding. The record is from RefSeq and is a predicted model, not a curated record. Gene Ontology annotation, biological process: regulation of DNA-templated transcription.